AUGAUCAAGUUCCCCCGGGACGGCGUGGAGGCGGCCUAUAGGAGGCUGGACGACAUGAUCGCCCAAACAGCUGUGGAGGAGGGCGUCGACUUCAAUGCCCACGCUGGCCAGAUGCUGGAGAAGCUCCUGAUCCCGGCUUAUGAGGUGAUGUACGGCACCUACUACGACUACCUGGCAGCUUCCCGCCCCGCCCUGGUGAUGUGCGACUUCAUGGCGGAUGCCUGCGUGGACGCGGCCCACACGCUCAAGCUGCCGUUCGUGGUUGCCAUGCCGACCCUCAUGCCGGGCGUGACGGACGCGCCCUAUAACCUCGGAUGGAACGACGAUCCGCACCGCCCCGCGACGACCGAGCGCAUGCCGCUGUGGCAGAAGCUGCGGGAGAAGGUGGCGGGGCCAUUGCUGGCCAUGCGCCACCUGAUGGGGCCACUCUUGAAGCUAGAGGCCACACGCAAAAGGCUCGGCGUCGAGCCGAUGUACAGCCACCCGGCAAAGAGGUGGGCGGCCAGCCUCAAGAUCGUCACCACCUUCGCAGGCUUCGAGGUGCCGCGGCCUUUGGACCCAUUAGUGCAUCUGGUCGGGCCCGUCGACACGCACGAGAAUUCAAUGCUGACGCCCGAGCUGGAGGCGUUUUUGGAGGGGCGGCGACGAGUGGUGUACGUCGCCCUGGGCCAAUGGGUGGUGCUGGCACCGCGCGACGCGCUCGAGGCGGUCUUAGAGUCUGGCCUGGCCGACGGCGCGAUCUGGGCGACUUCGCCGAAGAACGCGCCGGCCUUUGAAGGGGCCGCGCUGCCGCGCGGCGUCCUGCUGCAGCGCUGGGUGCCGCAGGGCGCAGUGCUACGCCACGCAGCGACGGCCGCGUUCGUGUCCCACGGCGGGAUCGAGUCGUGCCACGAGGCGAUGAGAGCGGGCCUGCCGAUGGUCAUCAUGUGUGUCCAAGGCGACCAGUGCACCAACGCUGCCAAGCUGUCAGAGCUGGGCAUGGCCGUCGGACUCACGAGGGGCGACGUCCGGUCUGGCGCGCUGGGCCCCGCGCUGACCACGAUCCUGGAGGACAAGAACGGCAGCUUCCGUGCAGCCGCCAACCGCAUGCGCGGCCUGGCCGCCAUCGCCGGCAGGCGCUCCAAAGAUGCGGCCGCAGAUCUGCUGGAGAUGGCCCUGAAUUAUGGGUGGUCCCACCUCAUGCCCCCCAGCAGCCGGAUGCCGUGGUGGGCGGCUUCAAAUGCUGAUGUCAUCGCUGUCUGCGCCGCCGCCGCUGCGGCCGUGCUGGGCACGCUGGCCGCGGCAGCUGUCAUGCUCACCUGGCGAGCGCGGGGUGGCGGGAAAAGGGAAGGCGAGGCCGAAUUCCACGCAAAGAAGCGGGAGUGA
This is a messenger RNA of Monoraphidium neglectum, 1365 nucleotides long. Its product is annotated as UDP-glucuronosyltransferase 3A1. The record is from RefSeq and is a predicted model, not a curated record. Gene Ontology annotation, molecular function: UDP-glycosyltransferase activity. The coding region runs from base 1 to 1365 and encodes 454 amino acids. Lineage: Eukaryota; Viridiplantae; Chlorophyta; Chlorophyceae; Sphaeropleales; Selenastraceae. The transcript has 9 exons.